UGACCAACUCGUCGUCUCCCCCACGCCCCCUUUAACUUUCCGGAAGUGAUGUACUUCAUUUUUGAUUUUUCUUCUUAGCUUCAUCAUGCCAACAACAUACAAUGUGGAAUGCGUACUAUAAUACUAUAGCGGUGACCGUUCGACGCGCAUAUGAUAGAUCUCAUCUUCUCGUGGCACCAUGAACGUGUUUGACCGCAACAUCGACUUGGAUGCUCUCUUCAAGUUCUCCCAAAUAUCUCAUUCCACCCAGGUGCACCUGAAGAAGGUCUACUCCAGCUUGGCGGCGUGCAUGUUCUUGGCCGCGGCCGGCGCCUACACGCAUGUGGUCUUGCGCCUCUUCCAGGGCGGCGUGCUGUUUGCCCUGGCAUCCCUGGCGAUGAUGGUGUGGCUGGCGGCGACGCCGCACGACGCCCGCACGGAGAAGAAGAGGCUGGCCAUCCUGGCGGGAUUCGCCUUCCUCAAUGGCGUGGGUCUCGGCCCCACACUGGACUUUGUCAUCGCCGUCAACCCCAGCAUCAUCGUUACGGCCUUCAUGGGAACCUCGCUCAUUUUCAUUUGCUUCACGCUCAGCGCCCUCUAUGCCAAACGCAGGAGCUACCUGUUCCUCGGAGGCACGCUGAUGUCCGGCGUGUCCAUCCUCUUCCUGAUGUCGCUCCUCAACAUGUUGUUUGGGUCCGUGAUGCUCUUCAAGGCUCACAUGUACCUGGGCCUGCUCGUCAUGUGCGGCUUCGUCCUCUUCGACACUCAGCUCAUCAUUGAGAAGGCGGAGAACGGAGACAAGGACUACGUCUGGCACUGCGUGGACUUAUUCCUGGACUUCCUCACCAUCUUCCGCAAGUUGAUGGUCAUCCUUGCCCUGGGCGACAAGGACAAGAAGAAGGAGAAGAAGUAGAGCGCUUGGCGCGCGCGAGUGCUGCCAGUUGGCGCCGCCCGCCCGCUCGCUCGCUACUUUGGAUUGAAUUUCUGCGGCCGACUUGUUGCCAUCCGACGGCGGGAUGGCAAACGCUUUGAUCUUUCUUUCUCGUUUCAUUUCCAUGGGUGAUUGUUUUUGCGUCCGUGUGGGCCGCCGCUUGGCCUGUAGGGGGAGUCUCGGCUCGCGUCACUUGAGGACGCCCGACCCCCAUUUAGCGAGUCGCCGCUACUCCCUUAGUUGUCGUUUUCUUCUCAAAUGUUUAGCCGAGUGUGGUUUUGACACUGGAUGCCCUUCUCCGAUGUCCUCGCGCGUCACGCUUUGAAUUUUCUCGGACUUUUUCUUUUCCCCUCCCGCCGAUGUCGGAUGGUUUGCCAAACAAAGUGAAGUGAAGCUUCCCUUUUCCAGCGCAUACUGUGAAGAAUUGAUUUUGUUCAUGUGUUCAUUUGAUACCUUUUGCCCGAAUAAAAGUGUCGAGAGCA
Molecule: messenger RNA, 1392 nt
Organism: Hippocampus zosterae (dwarf seahorse)
Lineage: Eukaryota; Metazoa; Chordata; Actinopteri; Syngnathiformes; Syngnathidae
Product: probable Bax inhibitor 1
Exons: 10
Coding region: 179-892 (237 amino acids)
Biological process (GO): negative regulation of endoribonuclease activity; negative regulation of RNA splicing; cellular response to unfolded protein
Cellular component (GO): mitochondrial membrane
Molecular function (GO): enzyme binding
Source: RefSeq, a predicted model, not a curated record